AUGAUCAUGACUUUCCUGUCUUAGACCUCGGUCCGCGAAAUGGCGAUUGCUGUAACCCUUCAGUAACGAUGUCAAGGUUUUGUUCAAUCCUGAGGAAGAUUCACAUGGCUUCAAAAGACUGAGUUUAACUACUUAAUCAUCAGGGAACACAAGAACAGAAAUAACUGUUUUUACUCAACGGAGAACAGAGCAAGUAGUAGGCACCAUGUUUGUUACAAAGUUUAAUCCUGUUCACGUGCUGUCUGUGACAUUACUGAUAUUACUAUCAAACGUUACUCCAUCUCAAGCACAAACGACGGUAACCGGGACACUGGGUACAGUUGUGUCAAGCCAAGCAGCCACUGUGUCAAACCUUGACCUGUCCAACCGCAGUCUCAGUUCUAUUCCUCCUUUCAACAACCCCAGCAGUCUUCAGGAAGUAGACCUGAGCAACAAUCAUAUCUCGUAUCUCAACGGCAGCGCAUUUGCACAGUUGGUCAACUUGGAGGAUCUCAAUCUCAGAAACAAUCUCAUAUCCACGAUCACAGUGGAUGUUUUCAGUAAGCUGUCAAAGCUACGAUUCCUUGAUCUGGCUGAGAAUUCCCUAACAGAUCUACCAGACAACUUGUUUAUGCACAACGGGAAUCUAACAGAACUCCGUCUGGGUUUAAACAACAUCUCUGCCAUUGGUAGGAAAACUUUUACGGGUUUGAGCAGCCUUCAGAAAUUGUUCCUGAACAACGGUGGUCUUUCUGAUAUAGAUUCAUUGAGCUUUGCGCCCCUGGUGAAUGUUGAAGAGAUCUACCUACAAGACAACAACAUCAUUAACUUGCCCAGGAACGCUUUUCACGGACUUCAGAAUUUAAAGAUCAUAGAUUUACGGGGAAAUUCCCUUCUGUCUGCAGAAUGUAAUUGUGACCAGCUAGGCAUUUGCGUAGGCACAGAAGUUCAAUCUUUUAGCGUUACCAUACUGUUUACUUGCCUCAACGAAACACACGAAAUCAACAUGACCUGCCAGGCCAUUGCCACAUCGGAAAAUUGCGCCAUCAACAACAACAUGUACAUCCUUGCCAUAGUUCUCUCCAUAAUACUGUUGAUACUAACUGUGUUGCUGUUAGUGCUGUACCGGUACCGUACAAACUUACAGGUUUGGUUCAUCACGAGAUAUCAAUGUUGUAGAUCUGGCCGAGUAGAGGACAAACCGUACGAUGUGUUCAUAUACAACAGCAGCGAAGACCAAGGCCUAGUCGUACGAGAACUCGCUCCAGGAUUGGAGAAGCGAGGUUUCAAGCUGUGCCUGGAGUACCGUGAUUUUCCGGUAGGAGCGUGCAUAGCAAGCACCAUCAUAGAGUCGGUGGAGGCCAGCAGAAGGACCGUCCUCAUCCUCUCGCAGAGUUUUGUGGACUGUGAAUGGUGCGCGCUGGCGUUUAAAGCUUCUCAUCAACAAAUGCUGAAAGACAAGCAAAGAAGGAUCGUUGUAAUCACACUGGAUGGUCCUAAACUAGAUAAUGUUGAUAAAGAUCUGCAGUUCUUCUUGGGCACAAAUGAGUGUUUGAAGUGGGGAGAACCCCAGUUUUGGGACAAACUGAGUUUUGCCUUAUCUGGGGUGGGGAGGGGGGCGAUGCACCGGAACAUGCCCAGUGACAUUGACUUGAAGCACUUGUAAAACAUACCAAAACGCCAGCGUUGAUUAUGUUACCGAAAAAGAGCACCUUAACAGUAUGUAUAUAUCUUAACGGUUGAUGGAAUUUUUAUAUGAUUUAUAAAAGUUUGGCAUCCAUAAAAGUUGCUUGCUUUGGCAUCGCCUGUAUAUUUCUAUAUGCUCCCGCAUGUAUUAAUCUUCAGUUUUUGGGCAUCAAUGAGAAAUUAAACGGCUGCAGUUUUACACAAACAACGUUUCUCAGGCGAUGUCUUUGAUUGAAACAUAUAUGCAGCUAACGAAUUGUUCGCAUCACGAUAUUUUUGGGUAUUUUUUCUUUUCUUUGAGUCUUACUAAAAUGUUAUACCAGUUUACUUUGAAAAAGUACAAUUGUUUUGCAUUCAAAACUAAAAUUAUGGAUAUUGUCCAGUUCAGCACAAUUUUUUUUCGACAAAUAUCUCAUUAUGAAUCAGGUCAGACAUAUGUACAUGCAAAGUUACCUUUUCAAUAUUAUCUCAUAUAUAUAACUGUCCACUUUACUGUGCCGGUGGCCCUUAUGCAAUUGCCAUUUGACCUCGGUGUC
Molecule: messenger RNA, 2201 nt
Organism: Branchiostoma floridae (Florida lancelet)
Lineage: Eukaryota; Metazoa; Chordata; Leptocardii; Amphioxiformes; Branchiostomatidae
Product: toll-like receptor Tollo
Exons: 2
Coding region: 206-1645 (479 amino acids)
Biological process (GO): toll-like receptor signaling pathway; immune response
Cellular component (GO): membrane
Molecular function (GO): protein binding; transmembrane signaling receptor activity
Source: RefSeq, a predicted model, not a curated record